Molecule: messenger RNA, 4953 nt
Organism: Penaeus chinensis
Lineage: Eukaryota; Metazoa; Arthropoda; Malacostraca; Decapoda; Penaeidae
Gene: Blm
Product: Bloom syndrome protein homolog
Exons: 27
Coding region: 122-4627 (1501 amino acids)
Biological process (GO): double-strand break repair via homologous recombination; DNA replication
Cellular component (GO): cytoplasm; nucleus; chromosome
Molecular function (GO): nucleic acid binding; 3'-5' DNA helicase activity; ATP binding
Source: RefSeq, a predicted model, not a curated record
CUUUAGGCUCGUAUGGCCAGUCUCCCGCGCCAAGGGUCGAACCUCCGUCGCCCAAAUUCCACUUUCUUUUUUUAAGAAAUCAUGAGUUUAUCUUCAGAUUUUUGCAGAUAGGAAUAAAAAGAUGUCUAAAGUAGUCAAACGCCGUGUCUUGGGCCGGUCCCCAAGGCAGAAGAGGAUGGUUGACUUUUUCAGUAAUCCGGAGACAAAGACCUCAAAAGAAAGCAUUCUUUGCCAGGCGGAGAAGAAGAUAACAAAACCAGUUGCCACAGUAUCUCCACAAGUCAUUACACAGAAACCAGAGCCAGCAACAGUGUCCAAUUUUAUGCUCAUGGAUGAUGAUUUUGAUGACUUCUGUGACUUUGAUAUCGAGCCUACUUGUAAGAAAGGUAAAUCCCCUGUAGAAAAAAAGAGCCCAGUAACAAAUCAGGUGAAGGAGGAGGAGACAGAGGAAGAAAUCCUACCAACACAGAGCUUAGAUAAAGGUAAAUUAUCUCUAAGUAAAUCUAGCCCUGGAACAAAGGAUGGUAGUUUAAAGGAACAAAGAAAGGAAAAUGUGGAGGAGGCGGAAGAGGAAGUACCAUUACAAAGAAGAACAAGAAGGAACAACAAAAUCAUUAUCAGUUCUGAUGAGGAAGAUGACUUAGAAAACACCAUUGAGGACUGUUCGCCAGUUAAGGAUGCAUCGGAGAAGAAAACAUGUGGGAAUGAUGACGAUAUUGACUUUUUCGAUUUUGACAAUGAUGAAGAAAGUAAAGAGGGAGGAAAUGAAGAUGAUUCUGAGAAAGAGAAUAAAGGCAUCUUUGAGGCACCACCACCACAAAAAAACACGCGGUCACUGCCAAGCACCUCACUCACCUCCAAGCAUCCUCCUGACACAACAAAUGAGAUGGAUGAUAUAGACUUUUUUGAAAACAGCACAAGCCAGGUAGAUGAAAAGUUUGCAGAUGCUCCAGUCUCUUCCCCGUCAGUAUUACAAAACAUUCGGAAAACAAUUUCAUCUGUGGUCUCAGAUGAUGCACCAACUGUUAAUGAGUCUGAAAAAGAGAUGAAUGGAGAGGCCUUGCAACCGCCAAGAAGCCCUGUUUUAACUACUAAGAGACCAAAGCCUCCUGAAAGCCCCCAGGUCCCCUUGGAGCCUAGCUGUAACCAGCCCCAGAAAGUCAAACCACCAGCCAAGUCUUCCAGUUCGAGUGGCAUGUCAGUUGAUCAGAUACUCAAGCACCCUGUUUUGCGAGUAAGUGAGAUUGAAGAAGAUGAUUUUGCCAUUUUGACAAACCUGAGAUCAUCAUUAUUUACCAUGAUGUCAGAGAUGUUUAUUAGCAUUCCUGUUGAAACGCUCAAACAAGUACCUGAUUAUGAUUAUAUCAAACACAUGAAAAUUGUUAAUGCAUUCUCUAAAAUAUCUAAACUCUUUGACCGAGGAAAAGAACUAAUGUUGACCAGGAUGGAUGACUAUGAUGAGUAUGAUGUUCCUCAAGGAAUGAAUCUCAGUCCAAAUGAUAAGCAUUACAGGAGGACAGUACAUAGCCUCAGUGCAAGCUCAAUGGAAGAUGAGGCAGGUAGUAGCUACAGUGUGGAUACUGCCAAAAGAAAAAUAAACCUGGGUAAUGAUAAACCACUGGCAAGUAAGCCUGACACUAGCAUUGCCAGUCCUGCAUUCCGUCCUAAGCUAGGGAUUUUGACAAGCAACCCCACCACAGGGCGCUCCAAUGUGGGUGAUUACUCAUGUGGAGAUAGCUUCUUCGAUGUCUCCUUCACCCAAGAGGCAGCUAAUGGCACCCUAGGUAAAGUAGUGCCACCCAAGACUGCUACACCCAAGUUUUCCUUUGGUGGGAAGAAAUCUUUGAGCACAAGCACUCCAGGAAAUGCCUCUCUCCCCGAGCCCUUGAAAUUGAACAAUAAAGUUAACCCUAGUCAGCGUAUUGAAGAUCCAGAUCCAUCAGAAUUCCCUGAUUUUGACAUGGAUUGCGAUUUUCUUGAUGAACCUCAGACACAGUACAGUAACAAGAAGCCAACCAGCUUUGGAAACUUUUCUCAGACAGCUAAAAGCAAGUCAGGUCCUGUCAAGACUGGAGGUGCAGGAAAUAAUUCUCAAGCGUUUGACGAUGAUUUUGAUGAUGACCUUGACGAGUCUAUGACACUGGGGUCAGGAGUGAGGUAUUCGGAUAAUGGCAACAUUGAUUAUACCAAAGUCAUGUACAAAACGUCAAAGAAGAAUGAUACUCCUUCACCAAAGAAAAGAGGAUCGGAAACGCAAGGCCGAUUUCAUGGCAACGUUCAGAAUGAUGGUGUUACUGGAGAGUUCAGUGGCAUGAAUUAUCCACAUACCAGGGAGAUGUUAAAAAUAUUUCACCAGCGUUUUGGUCUGAAGAAAUUUCGAGAAAACCAGAAGGAGGUUAUUAAUGCAGCUCUUCUUGGGAAAGACUGUUUUGUACUCAUGCCAACAGGUGGUGGAAAAAGUUUAUGCUAUCAGCUGCCUGCAUGUGUCACAGAAGGUGUGAGCAUUGUUGUCUCACCCCUCAAGUCACUUAUCCAGGACCAAGUGCAGAAACUGGCUUCACUGGAUAUUCCAGCUGCUCAUUUGUCUGGAGAUGUGACACAGAGAGAUGAGACUCUUGUUUAUUCUGAGCUGAUGAAACGUGAACCAGGUUUGAAGCUGCUCUAUGCCACACCAGAAAAGAUUAGUGCCAGUCAGAAAUUUUGCAGUGUUCUAGAAAACCUGUACCAGCGACAGAAGUUGGGAAGAUUUAUCAUCGAUGAAGCCCAUUGUGUGUCUCAGUGGGGACAUGACUUCAGACCCGAUUACAAGAAGCUGAGUGUGCUACGACAGAGGUAUCCUAAUGUACCUGUAAUUGCAUUGACAGCAACGGCAACACCUCGCGUCAGAGUAGACAUCCUGCACCAGCUAGGGCUUACUGACCCUAAGUGGUUCCUAAGCAGUUUUAACAGAUCAAACUUGAGGUAUGAAGUAUUACCCAAGAAAGGUAAGAAAAUCACCACUGAAAUUUCUGCUGUUAUCAAGGCUAAAUAUUCAGGGCAGUCGGGCAUCGUUUACUGUCUCUCCAGAAAGGAAUGUGAUACAACUGCUGAUGAUUUGGCCAGAGCUGGGAUUAAGGCAGUGAGUUACCAUGCUGGUCUGUCUGAUAAUCAGAGAGUCAACGUUCAGACGCAGUGGAUCAACGACAAGUUUAAGGUUGUGUGUGCAACUAUUGCCUUUGGUAUGGGCAUAGACAAGCCUGAUGUUCGCUUUGUGAUUCACUACUCACUGCCUAAGAGCAUAGAAGGGUAUUACCAGGAAUCAGGCAGAGCAGGCAGGGAUGGAGAGAUUGCAGAUUGUAUUCUGUACUACAGUUACGGAGACAUGCACCGUCUUAGAAAGAUGAUUGACAUGGACAGAGAGAACUGGGAGGCCAAAAAAACACAUUAUGACAACCUCUGGCGGAUGGUGGCGUACUGUGAGAACAAGAUGGAUUGCAGAAGGACACAAUUGCUAAACUACUUUGGUGAAAUCUUUAGCAGGGAGAAAUGCAAGAUGGACAGGUUUACUGCUUGUGAUAAUUGUAAAUAUCAUGAAUCCUAUCAAAAAGUGGAUGUCAGUCGUGAGGUCAGAGCCAUCCUCCAGGCAGUGAGGCAAUUGUGCACUGGCGGCAGGUGGUCCAAUAACUUCACUAUCAAUCAUUUUGUUGAUAUCUUUAAAGGUUCUGAAGCCAAGAAAAUUGUUGACAAUGGCCACAAUAGACAUCCUCUUCAUGGGAUGGGCAAGUCAUGGGCUCGUAGUGAGGGUGAGCGCCUCUUCAGAAGACUCGUACUUGAGAGCUACUUACAAGAGGACAUGGUCAUAACAAGAGAUGAAAUGGCCUGUGCAUACCUUCGUCCGGGAACAAAGUGCCAGCAGUUCCUCAGCAAUGCCAGUGCCAAGUUUGAGUUUGAGAUGAAAGGAGCAGCGAAGGACAACCAGAAUGAUGCCAAUGAUGCAGAUCUUGCAAAUAGUGAGGAUGAAGAGCUUAAGCAACUGCAGAAUGAGUGUUACCAAGCUCUUCUACAAAUAGUUAAGGAACUUGCAGCAGCUAAAGGUGUCAAUUACACUAAUAUUAUCAACAUGGUGGCUUUAAGAUUGAUGUCAAAGUCUCUUCCUGAGAGCGAGGAAGAGAUGCUCAGAAUACCUCAUGUAACAAAAGCAAACUAUGACAAAUAUGGUCAUUCUUUGCUUGACGUCACACAGCGAUUUGCUGCUCAGAAAUUAGUAAUUCUGAGUGAUAGAGCUGAUGCAGAAUUUGAAGAAUCGGGUUUCAAUGAUGGGGAUGGAGACACAACGGGAUGGCUCAGCUCUGUUUCUGCUCCAGAGCCCUCAUCGAGUUCCUCUCCAUACUUUGGGAGGGGAAGCCUGACUCGUAAAUUUGGCAGAGGGGUAAAACGGAAAAGGAAAGUACACUGGGGGAGCAAAGCGUGGAAGGUACACAAAGGCCAGCUCAGGAGACACCACCUACAGUCCCACCAAGACAACUCGCUCAAGAGGCACAAGCUCUCGUGCUGGAUCUUCAGCAGGACGGGGACAGACCAGGGGAUCCAGGGGAGCAGGAGCGAGAACGGCAGCAUCAGCAGGAGCUGGAAGAGGUCAAGCAGCUAGCAGCAAGCUUGGCCUUUUAAACAUUCCAACACCACGGUCCUUCAUGCCACAGCCUAGGGUUGUGCAGCUUUGAGCAUGUGUAAUAAGAGUCUUUGAAGCCGAGCAUUGAACAUUUGUAAGAUACAGGUCAUCUGUCAUACAUUUUACAUUCUUCAUUUUCUUUCAAACUAGAAGUGCCUGAUGUUCAUUUCUGUAGAAUUGUAAAUCUUUACAUAACAAAGAAAAGAAAGAAAGAAAGAAAGAAAGAAAGAAAGAAAGAAAGAAAGAAAGAAAGAAAGAAAGAAAGAAAGAAAGAAAGAAAGAAAGAAAGAAAGAAAGAAAGAAAG